Messenger RNA from Cuscuta epithymum, 2328 nucleotides. The record is from the annotation of a GenBank genome assembly. NCBI's taxonomy places the organism in Eukaryota, Viridiplantae, Streptophyta, Magnoliopsida, Solanales, Convolvulaceae.
CUGGUCUUAUAACAAUUGGUCACCGAUCGGGAAAGCCAAAAACUCAGUUAGUCUCGAUGCCAGUCCAGGAAAUCAACGCGCGGGUCCAGCACCUCGCGAUAUGCAGCAACGGCGGAGGAGCUGACGCCGAGGCGGCGGUGUGGUCUCAGAUCAAAGAUGAGGCGAAGCGCGACGCCGAAUCGGAGCCGGCGCUCGCCAGCUACCUCUAUUCCACCAUCAUUUCUCAUUCCUCCUUGUUUCGUUCCCUCUCCUUCCACCUCGGAAACAAGCUCUGCUCCUCCACCCUUCUCUCCACGCUCCUCUACGACCUCUUCCUCAACACCUUCUCUACCGAUCCAUCCCUCCGUGCUGCCACCGUCGCUGACUUAUGCGCCGCCCGUUUCCGCGAUGCUGCUUGCAUUUCUUUCGCUCACUGCCUUUUAAAUUACAAGGGCUUCCUAGCCAUCCAGGUUAACAUUUCCUCCUUUCUAGUAUUGCUUUAUAUUUUCCCAGGCCUUUUCCUAGUUUCUCAAUGUCGAGAUACGUGAAUUGCUUUCUAAUUUUAUGCUCCUACAGGGUUACGUAUGAAACUAUGAACCAAUAUACACUAUAAACGCAUCUCAUAAAUUUAAAGGUUAGUAGAAAAGAAAGUUUUUGUUAAAAAGAUUUAGCCUUGGUGCUCUUUGCCUCUUUGGCUCUUAUUUCAAGUUUGCGGUUACUGAUUUAGUAAAAACCGGCCUGUUUUGCUUUACAGAGCUUGUGAUGGCACUGUUUCUUAAGCUAUGCUUUUCUCACUUAAUAGUUAAUACUCUAAAAAAUUAACUUUUCCCAUUGUUAAAAUCAAAGGAUCGAAGUAAAAGAGCCAGUGUUGUGGAGACUUCACAAGUGGAACUAGUUCUUAGCAUACUUAGACAGUUAAGCUUGACAGGAAACUAGGUUGAUGUUUCCAUCGAAGUACAAUAUUCAUUUAGUAAUUUUUCCAUUUCAAAACGUAUUACCUAUCAAUAGCAGAAACAAAGCCAAGCUAAAAUGAACUAAAAAUCAAUUUGCAGAAAGGAAGUAACGGUAUCACUUGAUUUUGAAUAUUUGAUUAAAAAGUAAUCAUGAUUUUAGCCAUAAAGAUUGUUAUUUACAGUUAUACACAGUAUACACAAUUUUCUCUAGCUGAUGUCAUUUCAAUUAUUUACUAUACUGUUUUCAUUUCUCUGCAUAUUAUUUAGUCAUUGACUCAUUGUAACCAUCUCAUCAGCUUGACUCUUCUGUGUAAUAGAUGAAUUAAUUGGUUAGAACUCUCAAGUUAAUUGAAUGAUUGUCUGGAUAAGUAUGAUGGUAUACACACAAUAAAUUUGGGUGGGUAAAGAGAAACUUGACUGUAAUUACAAGAUUAAAGGAAAUUUAACUCUGCACUUUACUAGCAUGUGCAAAUCAUUUUUAAUCUCAAUUUGCUUAUACAUGCAUGACAUAUAGCCAUAUUUGCUCACUUGAGCAUGUCCAUAAGUUUGACCCUCAGGUCAUAUUAUUGAUGUGUGAUUGUAUCUAUUUUCUAUUUUCCCCAAAUGUAGGCUCAUAGAUUGGCACAUAAGCUAUGGCUACAGAACAGAAAACCAAUAGCAUUGUCACUGCAAUCUAGGAUCGCGGAUGUGUUCUCGGUGGAUAUACACCCUGCAGCUAAGAUAGGGAAGGGGAUAUUUCUAGACCACGCAACCGGAGUGGUGAUUGGAGAGACGGCAAUAAUAGGGAACAAUGUGUCAAUGCUGCACCAAGUCACAUUAGGUGGGACCGGGAAGGCUGGUGGUGAUAGACAUCCAAAGAUCGGAGAUGGGGUCUUGAUUGGGGCAGGGGCCACGAUAUUGGGAAAUGUGAAGAUUGGCGAGGGAGCGAAAAUUGGUGCUGGGUCGGUGGUGCUGAUUGAUGUGCCACCAUGGACCACUGCAGUUGGAAGUCCUGCUAGGCUAGUGGGUGGGAAAGAACAGCCAAGUGUUCAUGAAGAUGUUCCUGGGGAGUCCAUGGAUCACACUUCCUUUAUUUGUCAGUGGUCAGACUAUAUUAUAUAGUCAUUGUUGUCGCCAAGAAAUCUGUAAUAGCGUCUAUAUUAUCAACCGGUGCAAACAUCAAUGAGAAAAUAGAAUACUGAAAUGUAAUUUUCUGUAGAGUUUUAAUUUGUAAAGAAUGCCACGACUUGUCUCAGUGUCUGAAAUAGACCAAAAUCAUCAUCUGCUGAAAACCCAUAUUUGUUUGAGUUAAUUAUGUAUUAAGAUUGCCAAUGUUUUAUAUCAUUAUGCGUGUUUCUUGAUAUUUUGUGUUGAAAGCCUGCAGGGAAUUUAAUAAUAUAACAAAAGCAUUUCAUAA